This is a messenger RNA of Neoarius graeffei (lesser salmon catfish), 4087 nucleotides long. It is a transcript of the gene baiap2b, whose product is annotated as BAR/IMD domain containing adaptor protein 2b. Gene Ontology annotation, cellular component: cytosol; nucleoplasm. Gene Ontology annotation, biological process: plasma membrane organization; positive regulation of actin filament polymerization; actin filament bundle assembly. NCBI's taxonomy places the organism in Eukaryota, Metazoa, Chordata, Actinopteri, Siluriformes, Ariidae. Bases 566 to 2119 code for a protein of 517 amino acids. The record is from RefSeq and is a predicted model, not a curated record. Gene Ontology annotation, molecular function: protein binding; cytoskeletal adaptor activity. The transcript is spliced from 14 exons.
UUUUUCUGUCAUGAAUAGAUGCUUGAGGGUCGUCGUCGUCGUCGUCUUUUUUUUUUUUUUUUAAAGACAUGUUAGUGAAUAAUUCAGGAUAUGAAUAAGUCUGCUGAGUCAGUGGUUGAUCUGGAGGCAGAGGGGGGACUGUUAGCGAAGGUGGUCAUGAAUGGUUCCUUCAUGGUUCAGCUCAUUGUUUCACUGAUCGCUACAGGCAGAUAAUGUUCAGAGGAAUGGAUAAGUUUGUGUGCUUUAGAGACGCAAUGGUUCUAACCUUAAUUAUGAUUAUACCUUUGGGAUAUACAGGUAUACGGAACUUGACGACGCUCCCAGUGUGAAAACUGACACUCGAACGGAAUAAAGUUUGAGAAUGUACUUUGUACCUGCAGAUAAUGAAUCGCUCCCAUUGGAUCCUAAGAAACUCAUUUAAUGGUAAAACCUUUCCAUAGUCAUUUAAUGGUAUUAAUCAACCUCUUACCUCUUGUCUGUAGCACCUUUAAUCCAUUCUUUUUCUCUAUUUGUUAUAAUUGUUAACAGCCUGCACUUGGACCUGGACCUGCACCAUUGUCUGUUUAUGUGGCACAGUUUGUCUCAUCACAAGUCCAUCAUGGAGCAGUUUAACCCCUGCUUGAGGAACUUUGUAGCCAUGGGGAAGACGUAUGAGAAAGCUCUUUCUAGUGUGACAUUUGCAGCAAAAGGCUACUUCGACGCACUGGUCCGGAUGGGUGAACUUGCCAGCGAGAGUCACGGCUCUAAGGACCUUGGGGAUGUGCUCUUUCAGAUGGCUGAAGUCCACAGACAGAUCCAGAUGCAGUUGGAAGACAUGCUGAAAUCCUUCCACAAUGAGCUCCUCACUGAACUGGAGAAGAAGGUUGAGCUGGAUGCGCGCUACCUAAAUGCCGCUUUGAAGAAGUACCAGAUGGAGCAUCGGAGCAAAGGAGAAAGUCUGGAGAAGUGCCAGGCCGAGCUGAAGAAACUGCGGCGGAAAAGUCAGCAAGGCAGCAAGACCGCAUCCAAGUACAGAGAUAAUGAGAUGCAGUAUGUGGAGGCCAUCAGUAGCAAGCAGAGUGAGCUGGACAACCACAUCGCCGAGGGCUACAAAAAUGCCCUGGCUGAGGAGAGAAGGAGGUACUGCUUCCUGGUGGACCGCCAGUGUGCCAUAGCCAAGAGCACCAACAGCUACCACACCAAGGGUAAAGACCUGCUGAUGCAGAAGAUCCCGGUGUGGCAGCAGGCAUGUUCUGACCCUCAUAAACUCCCAGACCGAGCUGUUCUCCUUACACAGCAGAUGAGCUCGGGGGGAACACUGGGUACCGGACAACAACAUGCCUCUAAAUCUAAUCUGGUGAUCUCAGAUCCCAUACCAGGAGCCAAACCUUUACCUCUUUCACCUGAACUGGCUGCUCUCUUGGGCAACCAACAGAGGAUGAUGGGAAUGGAAAGUGUUCCAAUGUUGAAUGGAACUGCUGGGGCACAUGGCGGAGAGGACUACCAGCACUGGAUGGAUAGCCAAGCUGCACAGGGCAAAUCGGCCUCAACACAAGUCCAUCGGCACAGCGGCGAGGUCUACUCCAACACGCUGCCUGUCCGUAAAGUGGCACCCACCAAGAGCAAGAGCACUCUGGCAGAGACACAGACACUGCCUCGGUCGAGCUCGGUGGCAGCUGGCUUGGAAAGGAAUGGGCGGACCCGUGUCCAGGCAAUCUUUUCACACUCAGCCGGAGACAACAACACACUCCUCAGCUUCACUGAAGGCGACAUUAUCACACUGCUGGUGCCCGAGGCCCGGGACGGGUGGCACUAUGGAGAGAGUGAGAAGACGAGGAUGCGAGGAUGGUUCCCCUUCUCCUACACCAGAGUGAUCCCUGAGUCAGACGGCAGCCGACUCGGUGUCAGUUUUCAGCAUGGUCGGAGCUGCAGCACGGGGAAUCUUCUCGAGAGAGAACCGGUGGUUCUGCCGACUCCCGAUUACAGCUCCACCUCUCGGCUAAUGGCACAGAAUGCCUCACUGGGUAGACAUCAGAGAACAUUCAGUGUGGCAACGCCAGGAUUCUCACAGCAAGGGCUUGACAGCUACGAGGCCCGUUUCCCAACAAGUUCGGAGGUCAAAUUGAUUUCGACAGUGUGAAAGGACAGACACACAGACACCAUCCGUCCUUCUCCCCUCACUCCCUCACUCCCUCACUCGAACAUCCACCUUUUCACCCACCAAAGAAGAGGAGAAACACCCACCUUCUCUUUCCCUCCUAUUACACCACUCAUUAGCUCCUAUAAACCUCCACGGAACAGAAAUGCAGAAUACCCGGGCUUGAUCGUUCUCACAACUCUUCAGUUUUGAGGACAUCGGGUCUGUUCUUAAUGAGCUCACUGAACCGGACUCAGAAAAACGGUGUAUAUGUAACUCUUGCUUUUCUUUGAAAGUGCACAUCCUUUGGGUUACAGAAAUGGGUCCAAGAUCUAUAAAUGGAGUGCAGAUGAGGCUGCAGUAAUGACCGGCUGCUUGACACGUUGCAUUUUUACAUUUUAAUGAAGGAAGAGCUCUUUUACAUUGUCUGACAAAUGAUCUUUUCUACUCGAGGUCCUUAUAAAAGUGAUAAAAUCCUCCCAGUCAGCCAAAGUCGGUUCUUAUUUAUUUAUUUAUUUAUUUAUUUAUUUUUAUUGCACUUAACAUUUCGGAUGUUCUUUGGAAGACAGCUCAUUCUUCAUUUGUGCUCCGAUCAGUUUACUAAAUCCCUGAAGAACGAAUGACAGAAAUAGGUAGCACACUGUGUCUUUCUGGCUAUGUCUGUAUCCAUAUGACUGUUUUUUGAAAGAAACAACAAGUAGAAUGUCCAGGAGUCGGAGUCUGACAGCAUCGAAAUUAUAUCAGUCCCAAAAUCCCAUUAAAGACACAUCACAGGAAUAAAUGUACAGAUCUAUCUGUGUAGCUGUCAAGCUUCGCACAUUUAACCAAGACUAAACAUCUCCAUCAUGAUCCUAACUGCACUCCCAAGGCCUGAAUGAAAACAUGGCUGUUUUUAUUAAAAUCUACAAUCCAACAUGUUGAUUUUCCAAGUCAGAAUCAUAAUUUCCUGGGAGCGGUGCCUCUUGUACAUAUUUAAAUUGAAUCUGUAGAUACGAUAGAGUGGUGGUACAGUACAAUGGUAGUGUUCCUCAACUGUAACUCCAAGGUUUGAUCCCGAGCUGUUUCUGGUUAUUUGAUGCCGUAACAUGAAUCCAGUCAAAUUUAGACUUUUAGUAGGUGCUAUAGCCUUCUCUGAGCUCAUAUGAAGAUGUGGUGUAAUUAAAAACAUUCUUCUUCGCCACCUCACUGUCUAACUAACGGAUGAAAAAUGAUGUUUUGUUCUCUGUUGUACCGAGUAGCCAAGUAAUGAGCUAUGCAUCUUAAAGUACUGUUCUGAUUAUAAGCACUGUGUACUUCUUUCAAGUCCUGCCCUCAUCCUCAUCAAGAACUGUCACUUGCAGUUGUUUCCCAGAUCCCGCAUUCACACUGACUGCAUUUGUUCUGUCUGAAGGCGUGAUUUAAUGCUUGAAACAUUUCAUGAUUAUAAAAGCCUUCAAAUGAAAAAUGAUGUAAAGUGUUGCACAUUAGACAACUUUAUCUGAAAAAUUCCGUCCAAAACAUGUUUUUUUUCUCUCUCAGUGGCUGCAUCUGUCUCUCUCCUCCCGUUGUCCUCUCACCUCUCCGUUUGUCUUUCUUUGUGUGUGACAAAUCUAAGCUCGUUCUUUCUUUUUUUGCCAACCCUGUCCAUCUCUGUUUUGGUAAAUUUAGACACAAAAGCAGUAAGGGGUCAACGACUGGAAGCUGCCAGUGCUUCUUCUUUCUGCAUUAGAAUAAAGCCGAGGCAUGACUGCCACAUUCUUCUCAGUCCUGGUGCCCAAAUGGAAACGCUCGAUCUACUCGGUCUGUCUUUGUGCUUUGGAAUGCUAACACUUGGAUGUAAAGAUCUAAAAAAUAAUAAAUAGAUAAAUAGACCCUCAAUAUUAUACAGAGGGUAUAUACUGUGUAUAUUUACAUGCAUGCAUUUUGGGGGAAAACCAAAAACAGUGUUAUGUUGCAGCAUAACCUCAAAUGUAUGGUGACUUUCUACUUCGA